This is a messenger RNA of Fundulus heteroclitus (mummichog), 2164 nucleotides long. RefSeq names its product acyl-coenzyme A thioesterase 2, mitochondrial. Gene Ontology annotation, biological process: acyl-CoA metabolic process; fatty acid metabolic process. NCBI's taxonomy places the organism in Eukaryota, Metazoa, Chordata, Actinopteri, Cyprinodontiformes, Fundulidae. The record is from RefSeq and is a predicted model, not a curated record. The transcript has 4 exons. Bases 429 to 1691 code for a protein of 420 amino acids. Gene Ontology annotation, molecular function: fatty acyl-CoA hydrolase activity.
AACAUAGCUGAAUACAAUUAACUACAUAAUAUUUCCUGAAAAGAAAUGCCGGUUAUCGUUCUAAAGUUAUUGUUGUAAAGACAAUUAGGCUUUGUUUAUGGAUUAUUUGAUGUCGACAAGAAGCAGAUAAAAGCAGAACUUUGUUACACAUAAAGGUUGUUCAGACGCCUAAGGAUUUUUUUUUUUUUUUUUUUUAUUGUUGAUCGAAAAAAAAAGACAUACUGCCGUACUUUUAUUUUGAAGUAACUUUAUGCCGCUUCUUGUUACUCCUGUUUACUUCCGGGUUGCAUAAAGCAACUUUCUGUGCGCAGUUAAAGGUCCUUCUUCAGUCCUAGAGAUUUAGACCGUGUUUGUCCAAAAACAAGGAGUUAAUGUAGUUUGUUUUAUGGAAUAAAGACGUUUUUCGGGUUGUCAGAAAAUUAGCCAAGAUGUCCAGUCAAGUCAGGCUGAGGCUGCUGCCCAGCGCCAGGUGUCUGUUCGAUGAGCCCGUCCAGGUGAAGGUGGCCGGGCUGAGGUCCAGGCAGGUGGUCACUGUGAGAGCCAGGUCCACUGACGAGAGAGGAGUGGUGUUCAAUUCCUCUGCCAGCUACAGGGCCGAUGACAGCGGGGAGAUCGACCUGGACAGAGACGCCUCGCUCUGCGGGAGCUACGUCGGUGUUGAGCCCAUGGGUCUGCUGUGGUCCAUGAGGCCCAACGCCCUGCACAAGAGAUUUCAAAAGACAAAUUCCCUAAAUCCCCAUGUGGUGAACUUCUCUGUGCAUGAAGAGGAGGGCCGGGUGCUGGCAGAGGCGACCAAUGAGAGGUUUCUGAUGGGAAGCGGAGUCAGCCGGGUUCCGGUCAAAGAGGGGAACAUUCGAGGUGUCCUCUUUACUCCCCCAGGAGAGGGGCCGUUCCCGGCUGUGUUAGAUCUGUACACGUUCGGUGGAGGUCUGUCGGAGAAAAGGGCCGCUCUGCUGGCCAGCCGUGGAUUCCUGGUCCUGACUGUGGCUCUGUACGGUCACGAUGACCAGCCCAAGAACAUUAAAGAGGUCCAUCUGGAUUAUUUUGAAGAAACAAUAAAGUUUCUAAAGAAGCAAAACAAGGUGGGCAGCAAAGGAGUUGGAGUUAUAUCCCUUUCUAAAAGUGGAGAUCUUGCUCUGUCGAUAGCAACCUACCUGCCAGGAGUUCAGGCUGUCGUCUGGAUCAACGGCUGCUCCGCCAACACGGCUUUACCCCUGCAUUAUAAGGAAAAACAGCUUCUUCCAGCACUGACAGUCGACAUCAACAAAGUGAUUUCCACGGAGUCAGGAGCUUUGAUUACCAAACACGUCAUGCACGAUCCGCUGACGGAGGAACACAAGGCGACCCUGGUGCCUAUUGAGCGAGCAGCCGCACGAUUCCUCUUCGUAGCUUCAGAAGACGACCUCAACUGGGACAGCAAGGCCUACCUGGACGAGAUGGUGGACAGGCUGAAGCAUCAUGGGAAGGAGAACUUUGACAGCCUGAGCUAUCCUGGAGCCGGGCACUACUUAGAGCCACCUUACGGGCCGUACUGCGCCUCCAGCUUCCACGGGGUCGUGGGCAGGCCGGUUCUGUGGGGGGGCGAGCCCAGGUCCCACGCUGCAGCUGAGGUCCACCUGUGGAGGAAGAUCCAGGAGUUCUUCAGAACUCACCUGAACUGUGACGUCGCUCAGACUAAAUCCAAGUUAUAGCUUCUGACAGGACAGUCUGAGCUCUUUAGCUAUGAUAACUUUGGUAACAAUCCCUAUAAAGCUGUGAACAUUAACAUGCUUUUACUUUAGCGAACAGAAACUUAAUAUUUUCUACAUCUUCGAUUGAAAUGCAAGAAGAUAUUUAUGUCUUGUCCUGAGAUGAUUGCUGAAAGUUUAUAUCAUUUCAACAGUUUAUACAAAAGGAUAAUUCUCUGAUAAAAAUAAUGAACAUAAAUUGGCUAAUUGUUUUUUACAUAGUGAUUUAUGACUUUUUAAUUGUACAAUAAAGUUUUAUAUACACUAUAGAGAGCCAAAUGCAAUAUAUAUAUAUCUUCUAUAUGUUCCCCCGAAUAAUUUUUUAUCUAAUUACUGUGUCAAUAAUGUACUUUUGUGUUAGACUUUUAGUUAUUCUUAACAAUGUGAUUUAGGACAAUAUGAUACACUGUCAUGUUAAAACAAAAUGUCUCCUUAUA